Messenger RNA from Chlamydomonas reinhardtii, 6506 nucleotides. RefSeq lists its product as uncharacterized. The transcript has 5 exons. NCBI's taxonomy places the organism in Eukaryota, Viridiplantae, Chlorophyta, Chlorophyceae, Chlamydomonadales, Chlamydomonadaceae. Gene Ontology annotation, molecular function: ATP binding; protein kinase activity. The record is from RefSeq and is a predicted model, not a curated record. Gene Ontology annotation, biological process: protein phosphorylation. Bases 662 to 4696 code for a protein of 1344 amino acids.
CCAGAUACCCUGCAGAAGGGGGUGGCGACUCAGGGCGUCAGCAACGUUCAAGGUCCCCUUCAGGUACUCCCAGGUGUAGUUAAAGCGCGCAAGAUACUCCAUCCAGCGGGCUUGUCGACGGUUCAGUGUCGGUACACCAUCCAGAAAUGUUAAGGGCUUGUGGUCAGUUUUUACCGUAAACGGUUGGCCCUCCAGGUAACAGCGCCACUCCUUGAGCGCAUGAAGAACCGCCAGAAACUCCUGCUCACCCGUGGUGUAGCGAGUCUCCGGACCUGUGAACUUCUUGCUCGAAAAGGCAAUAGGGCGGCCGUUUUGCAGCAGAACAGCGCCGGACCCAAGCAGCGAGGCGUCAGUCACAACCUCUACGCGGAAUGGCUGGGAGUAAUCAGGGUAAGCAAGCAAGAUAUCAGAAGCAACAGCCUGCUUGAUAGCGUCAAACGCGGCUUGACAGGAGGCUGUCCAAGCAGAAGCCGACGUAAACGCGCCCUUCUUCAACAGUGCCGUGAGCGGCGCAGCCAGAAUUGAGUAACGCUCAAUGAACUUACGGAAGUAGUUGGUCAGCCCCAAAAACUUGCGAAGCUCCAGCAGGUUCCUGGGCGCCGGCCAGUUCCGUACCGCCGAGGACUUCUUCGGGUCCAUCCGCACACCAUCAGCAGACACGAUGUGGCCCAGAAUCAUUGGCAAGGACCUGGACGUGGUGCACAACUCUGAGCCCUACGGGACGGUGGCAUACAUGGCCCCCGAGACGGUGGGCGGCAGCAGCUACAAGUCCAGCGACGUGUGGAGCUACGGCGUGGUGGUGUGGCAGCUGGUCACGGGCGAGGCGGCGCCGUGGCCUGGCCUACGGAAUGUGCAAGUCAUGCUGGGCGUGCUGCAGGGAGAUCUGCGCUUGACGGUGCCACCCAGCACCUACCCGCCGCUGGCGCACCUUCUGGAGAGCUGCCUGGCCCGCGACCACACCCAGCGACCCUCCUUCGACGAGCUGGUCAUGCAGCUGCAGGCCAUGGUGCGCGACCUAGCUCGCGCCAAUCAGCUCGAGCUGCCGGUGCAUCUGCAGCAGCAGCUCCGGCAGGGCCAGCCGCAAUCACAGCUGCACCUGCCCCCCACCAGCGGGAACAGCAACUCGACCUCCGCGCCUCACACGCCCGCCGAGACGACGGCUGCCGCAUCCCACGCGGAAUGCACGGGAUCUGGGCCGAAUCCGGCUUUGCGAUGCGUCACUGCCCUUGAUCUGGUCACAGCCAAUUCGGGCGCCAGUGGCGCUGGCGCCGGAUACGUCGCUGCAGCCGCAGGCAGCAGUGGCAGGCCCGUGUCGCCCUUCCUCACGGCAUCGCCGGCAGGUCCGUGUCCGGGCGGCGCCGGCGGACAGUCGCUGGCGGCGGCGGUGGCGGCCGGGGCGGCAACGUCCAGCGGCGCCGGCCCCACGCCAUCCUCCAGCGUGCUUGCAACCAGCUACCCUGCAAGUUCCAGGUACUUGACCGCAGCCGCGGUGGCGACGCCGGCGUCCAACUCCUUGGGACUUCUCGCCAUGGGCUCAGGCGGCAGCGCGGCCGGCGGGCCCGGCGGGGCGGGUGGUACGCUUGCCCCGAGCGCGCGCGCGGGAGGCAGCGCAGCAGAGGUAUUCCUAGCACAGCCGCCGCGGGCAGCAGCAGCAGGCCCCCUGCUGCUGCCGGCGGCGCCUACAAGUGGAGCAAGGGCGGAGGGCUCCACCGCAGCCGCCUUCGUGACAGCCGCAGCUGCCGCCAGCGAUGCCAGCAUGAUGCUUCCCGUGCCACCGCCACAGCCUCUGCUGCAACCAGCACCCGGUGGCGGGCCGCAGCAAACGCAGGCGCCGCUGCCGCUGCCGAGGACCCUCUUCGACACGACCGCCGCUGCGCCGGCGCUGCAUGCCGUGUCGCGUGGCCUGCCGUCGUCGGCCUCCGCGCUCACCAACACCACGCACUCCUCCACUAGCAACAGUGUCAGCCAUAACUACGGCGCGCACGGGCCAAUCGUCCGUGCUGGCGCUGGUGGCGCCCUUGCAGGCACCAUGGCGGCCCUUGCUGUUGGGGGCCAGCGCCGCCCUCCUCCUCCACUUCAGGCCACAGCAGCUGCUGGCAGCGCCGCCGCGUUCGGCUCCGCCGUGUCCGCCCUGUUGCCGUGGCAGGUGGCGGUGAGGCAGCAGGACCCCAUGCACCACCUCCGCGGCAUGGCCCUUGCUCGGGCCGCGCUGGCUGUUGUGGAGGAUAUGGAGUCGGCUACCAUGUCGUCCACUGUCAACUCAAACCUGCUGCGGGACAUGCCGCCCCACAGCCACGUGACGGCGGGCAGCGGCUCUUCUGCGGACGCCGGCGCACAGUUCGGGACAACCGCCGCAGCAGGGACCUCCGCGACGGCGAAUCACCCCGCGGUGCACGACAACAGCACUCAGGCUAUUGCAGCCGCCGCUGCACGCGGCGACACGCCGCGUCUGGUGUCUUACGCCGAUGCUGAGCUCAUUGAGCCAUCUUUUGCGUACAUGGAGGCUGCUGGAAUGCACGCCGUGAGGUACACAGCAGCCCCUGCAACGGCCGCUACCGCUGCUGCCGAUGGCACUGUCACCGGCGGCUCUGCUACAGCCGCAUCGGCCUCGGCUGGCGGUGGCAUGCCUGAGCCUGCGGUUGCUGCGGCCAUGUUGGCAGCGCUUCCGGCUGAGGUGCCGGUGCCGCUUCUGCGGUUGCCGCAACACUCCAUCGUGGACUUGGUCGCUGUCAGGAGCGGCAGCGGCAACAUCAGUGUGAAUGCAGGUGCAGCGACCCAUGUGCUCACAACCACCCAGGAGGCCAACGCCCCUGCCUCUGCCGACACGGCUUCUGGUAAUGCGGCAGCCGCCAGUGCUGCUGCUCCGGCCGCCCUUGAGGCCUGUGAUACCUCGUCGCUCGACAGUGGCGGAUCCGGCCGUGCGGCAACGGGCGGCGUGCUCGGCAGUUCCAGCACUGUCCGCCCUACAACCUACACCGCUGCACACAGCACCAGCACCAACACCAACACAACCUACGCUGGCACAGCUGGCGCGGCGGCCAUCACCUCAAGCUCCAACAACCAACUGACGACCGCAACACACCUUUCCUCCUCCUGGGCAAACACCACCGACCGCGACGCGCGCAGCAGCACUUUCUGGCACAGCACCACCACCGGCCUCGCCAUGACCACCACGGCAUGGGCUGCGGCCUCUGGCGGCGGCGUCCACAGCAGCCUGGGCACCGGAAGCCGGCAGCAGCUGCGGCAAGUGGGGCACACGAGCAUCGGUCCAGGCGGCGCAGGCGGUGGCGUUGGUGGUGCCAGCAACAGCGUCGGUCAGCAGAGCGGCAGUAUUGGACGGCUGGGUAUGAUGAUGGAGCGGUCAGUGCUUUACGAGCUCUUCAGCCGCCGCUCGAGUCGGGCGACGGGCGCGCCGACGAAUGAUGAUGACUUCGUUGUGAUGACGGACGCGGGCAUCCUGGUUGGCAGCGUGGGGCAGAGCGUGUCGGGCUCGCGCCAGCACCUGCUGCAGCUGCAGCUGCAGGGCGUGGGCGAAGGGCUGCCGGGUGGCGUACCAGCAGCGACGGCCCUGAGCCUGGCGGACGGUGCGGCUGGGGCCUCGGCGGGAGGUGGUGGCGGAGGUGCGGGCGGAGGCGGGCUGCUGGCGGCUGUGCCCGAGGCACACGUCGGAUUCAUGGUGGCUGCAGGCAACGGUGGUGGUGGCCGCGGCAGCAGCGCACGCGCCGGCCGUUACUACCACAUUGAGCCCGCGUUCCUGCCCAUGUAUGGUGACGGUGUGUUGGGACAAUCGCUCGCCUACGGCGCUGCUGCCGCUCCUGCGGCGACAGACCCAGCCGCGCUGCUGCCCCCAAGGGUGCUCCGGUCGGCGGCGUUGGCGGGCGGUAGGGACAAAGCAGGAGGUGCUGGUCGCCACGGUGACAGGAUGGCGGCUGCAGGCAGCAGCGCAACCGCCGGCGGAGCCGUCAUGGCAGCAGGCGCUGUGCAUCCCCACUCGCUGCUCCCGCCGGUGCGGGAAGAGGCUGCCGCGCCGACCUCCACUAGCAGCGUUCACACGAGCUACACGGGCACAGGUGUCAGCGGCUCCCUAGCUGCUCAUUCCGGGCCCGGCGUGGGCGUCGGCACCGGCGGUGGCAGCAACGCUGGCGGCGCCGGCACCGGUGGUGAUAGCGGGGUCGUCGACAGCAGCGGCCUGCUGCUUUUGUACGGCAGCGGCGCAGCCGGCGGCGGCUCGUCGCGGGGCGGCUCCAGCACCGGCGUCCCCGCGGUCGCGCAGCCCGCUGGCAGCAGCAUCGGACAUCCCCACAGCCGUGGCAGCAGCACGCACCAGUACUUUCAAGGGUUGCCGCCGGGCUCUGCAGGCGGCGCGACGGGCACGAGCGGCGGAGCCUACCUGCCUCGCCCCAAUUAUUUCAAUACCGUGUAUGGAUCCACCGGCAACGACGAGGGCAGCGGCAGUGACGGAUCCCUGCCGCUGUUCAGCAUGCUUCAGGCAGGGCUGGCGCGCGCACGCGAGCGAGAAGCCGCGAGUCGUGCCAGCGGGGCUGCUGUGCCUAGAUCCACUGGAACAUCAGCACCCGCAGCACCCGCAGCAGCUGCGUCGCCUCCAUCCAUGUCAGCUGCGUUGGGAAGGGAUGCUGCAGCUGGCGCUUCUGUAGCAGCGCCGACUGCUAGUUCGGUCACGAAUCGUGAUGGCUAAGUUUACGGCGCACGGAUGACAUUGAACGACAGGCCCGUGUGCUGCAUUGUCAACUGCUGCAUGGGGAAACAGUGCACAUGCAAGGGCUUGGCAACCAUGUGGUACCGCCCGGCCAGGCCGUGCCGGACCGGCACGCACAUCGACUCGCACUUCAUACCAACAGACAGCAGCACUUCUGUGUGCUGAACGCAUUGUGGGUUGAGCGGUGGCGUUAGGCUUGGGUAUUUCGUGGCGGGGUCAGCCCCAAGAUCUUCCUUGAGAGGGACAACUUCAUGUCAUGGUCCGGGAGCAGACUGGGCAAUGCAUUGUAAUGCAUUCUUGCCGGUGUCAUUUAGUGUGCUUGACUUGGUGCGUGCAUUUCCCGAAUCCAGGCACCCAUGCAUGGCUGGAUCGUGCUUGCCCAAUCGGCUGAAGUGCUGGCUCUUGUAUACUACUAUAAUAUGAAUAAGGAUUCAGUCCCGUGGCGUUGCGCACCCUACGGGAAAAUGAUUUGUUUGUGGGCUGCACCAUGCCAAGUGGAGACUGCUUUCGAUGCACGCCUGCAACCAAUGCUGGGGGCCUACUGAGGGGGUAGGUCCAUUGAAGAGUUUGAGGCAGCACUCGUACGGCAUGUAAUCCAAAGCAUAGAGUUCGGAUGCCAGUGCUUCUGUAGGCUUCGUGAGGAUGCAUGGCAUAUGCACGAUUGCGGGCGUGCCUACUGGGUACGACGAAUCUCCCGGACGGGGUUCACAUGCUUGAGGCCUGCACUACAACCGCGUAGCCACGUCGUUUUGUGCUACUGGGCGGCAGCAUACUUGCAUGGACGUAGCUUCACAUUCCCUUGCCUCUGAGAACUUUUCAGCGUUUUUGCAAUGCCGCGAUCGAAUGAUUGGAACAGAUGCACAAACGCGCACGUCGAAGGCUUGCUCGAUUGCUCAUUGACUGCACGCACGGUCAAGAGAUAGAGAUGCAUAUGUCGUGGAACGAUGGGAGGGGGCCAUGGGUGCCAGGCACCCACAUGACCGGGUUCAUGUACCGCCUCCAUGAGCGCCCCAACCGUGGGCUUGCCUGCAGGCAGCAGGUCUCUUGAAGCAUGGUUAGGUUCUAUACAGGCUGCCUGCUAGCAAGCUACGGCAGGACACGGCAACCGUCCAACUUAGCCUGGGGAUCGCAAUCACUGCUGGGAUUGCCUGCUCACGUCUGAUUAGUCAUGGUUUCUGCAGAGUGGCGCUGUCGCUGAUUGCGAGUGCAAAUGCUCCCCCGCGCGGCAUAGCCUGGAUCACCAAAUGUCACAGGCCCAGGCCGUGGGCCAGGCGUAGGCGUCACGUGACCAUUAGAAGUGAAGCAUGCGGGAACCGGAUUUUGUAGGUAUUACUGCGCAUUUCCAAGUUAUUUAUGGAGCGCGACUAUUAAUAACAUUUCCAUGCAGUAGGACGAGGCUUGGGCCUUGGAAACUGGAAGCGUGUCUAUGGUCCUAAUCAUAGACACGCGGAGCUUGAUGUGGCAUUUAGGACCAGAGCUGGGCUCUUUGACUGUUGCCGUAUGGCGCAGCGUGACUGCGUGGGGGCAGUGCAGUGUUAUGGGGACCACAUCCAACCGAAGCUCAUAUUUAGUUAGGCGUGUGUGCCUGGUGCUAUGUUGACCGUGUGUCGGGUUGUUCCAAGAAGCGGCGAUGGCGCAUUUAUGGUCCGGAUUCAAGCAUCUCUCUCCAUCAUUUAGGUGUGCAUGCCGGAUCGGUGCGGAUGCGGGCGUACCACUGGCCGCUUCUUGUUGUAGGCUUUGGGCAGAGCUUCCGUGUUCACCCACUGAUGGGCAAAUGCGCACUCUUCCC